This is a messenger RNA of Hibiscus syriacus, 366 nucleotides long. RefSeq names its product B3 domain-containing transcription factor VRN1-like. The transcript is spliced from 3 exons. Lineage: Eukaryota; Viridiplantae; Streptophyta; Magnoliopsida; Malvales; Malvaceae. The record is from RefSeq and is a predicted model, not a curated record. Gene Ontology annotation, molecular function: DNA binding. The coding region runs from base 1 to 366 and encodes 121 amino acids.
AUGGCUUCCAACAGUGAUCCUAAAAGCCAAGCCUUCUCCUCCAGAACACCUCAUUUCUUCAGAGUGCUUCUCACCGAUGCUACUCAGCAUGGCAAAAUGAAAAUUCCUGCAAAAUUUGUGAGGAAAUAUGGAAGUGGGAUCUCAACCCCAGUAUUUCUUAAGGUCCCGAGUGGAACUCUCUGGGAAGUAGAAUUAACCAAGUCUGGUUCUGAGCUUUAUCUGCUAAAAGGAUACGAAGGGCAUCCCCUUUUCAAUGUUAUCAUAUUCGAUAAAGGUGCUUCAGAGAUUGAAUACAUUCAUGCUGAAAAUCACACUUUGAAUGAACAAUGUCGAAGGACUGCAGUGAAACAACAAGAAGAAAGAUGA